This is a messenger RNA of Melopsittacus undulatus (budgerigar), 1743 nucleotides long. Its product is annotated as hydrocephalus-inducing protein homolog. The record is from RefSeq and is a predicted model, not a curated record. Gene Ontology annotation, biological process: axonemal central apparatus assembly; cilium movement. Gene Ontology annotation, cellular component: axoneme. Lineage: Eukaryota; Metazoa; Chordata; Aves; Psittaciformes; Psittaculidae.
AUGAGUUUCUCAGCCGUUGAUCGGGACCAGAGGUCGUUCCAGCCUUUCCCAUCCGAGGUGGUGUUUGAGAACUACAUUCCCCACCAGUUCUACAUAGCGUCGCUAGCUCUGAGGAACAAAGACAGGGUUCCUCGUCUGCUGAACGUCACUGGGAACUCUCCUUACUUUGAGUUGAUCAGCCCGAGUGAUGAGGACUAUAAGGUAGCCCCGGGCACGUCUUCAACCUACCGCAUCCUUUUCCGACCUGAUGAGAACAAGGAUUAUUUUGAGGAGCUUAUCAUCAUCACAGAGAGGGAGAAGUUCUUUGUGCCUAUCCGAGCCAUAGGUGCCCGAGCCAGCCUGGACUUCCCUGAGGCAGCUGAACUUCUACUUGAGUGUCCAGUCAGGUUCAGCACCCAGAAGACUCUGCUGGUGCGCAACGUGGGGAAGCGGGAGGCUUGCUACAGCAUCACCACUCUGAGCCCUUUCUCUGUGGAUCCCUCCAUUGGGACUCUUGGCGUUGGAGAAGCGAUGCAAGUCACGGUGGAAUUUCACCCACCAAAGACCGGUGUUUAUACAAGUCCCAUGAUUGUUCACUAUGACACAGGUGAAGAUGUUCACAAAAGCCUCUGUGGAGCAGCUGUAAAUGCCGACAUCAGGCUUGACAAGAGCUCCUUGACAGUUGAGAAGACUUCCCUCACGCUGUCAAAGCAAAGUUCCCUGGUCAUCCACAACCAGAGUGGCAUCACGGCCCACUUCCAGUGGAAGCGUUUUGUUGAUGAGGAAGAGGAGGAGCGGCAGAAGCUGAGGCUGCAGAGGCAGGAAGAGGACAAGCUGGUUGAUGUUCCUAAGGAGCACGGGGUGGUCCCCCCUCUCAGAGAACACCCUUCCCUUCCCGUCUGCACCUCCCAGAGCCAGGGGACAGAGGUGCAGGGAGACUCCACGCCUUUCUGCAGUGAUAUUUUCACCAUUGUGCCCAUGGAGGGAGAUAUCUUGCCAAAUUCUUCACUUGAAAUCAAUGUGAUCUUUAAGCCCAAAGAAGCCAGAGUCUACCAAGAGGCAGCCUACUGUGACAUCUCAGGCUGUGAGACCAGGCUGCCCCUGUGCAUCAGCGGGGAAGGCGUCGGGCCCCAGGUGGAACUCAGCUGCGACCAGCUGAGCAUCGGGAAGGUGUUUGUUGGCUCAAGCCACAGCUACGGGGUGCUCCUGCUCAACAGAGGAGUUCCUGAGGCUCCCUUCAGCGUGGUGUAUCCGGAGAGAGGUCUGGACUCCUGCUAUGAGGUGGCUCUGCGUGGGGAGGCCUCAGGCAUCAGCUACCUCCUGGACACCACCGAGAUCGACUGCGGGCUGCAGGGUUACAUUGAACCUGGCAAGCAGCAAGUGCUGAAAGUCUAUUACCUGCCAGGAGUGCCUGGAGUCUUCUGCAGGGCUUUCCAGAUCCAAGUGGGUCACCUGGAGCCAGAAAAAGUCUGCCUGAAAGGAGAAGGGACCUUUCCCAGGAUCCACUUGGACCUGCCCAGGAACAUCAAAGGCAACGCCAAAUAUGAGAAGAUCCUCCAAAAGGCCCAAGAAAAGCUGGACAAAGGCAGCCAGAGAGACGAGGCCAUUGCUCUGGGGGAGGCUGUGGCAGCCGAGCCCCGCAUGGAUGACUCGGGCACCAUGAUCAGCUUUGAUAACUGGGCAGGGAGAGACACUGGAGUUCAUUUCUUUGGAGCUAUGAUCCUGCCUGAGAGAGCAGGAAGUGUCCCAGACACUGAGCAGUGA